GGGUCAGUGUUACACUCAUGACAUGUACAAGGCAGUCCAGAGAAAGAGACUCUUACAAGAACAGGCACAAGAGGAAGAGAAAACAAAGGCAAAGGAAAGGAAGAGGCAGGAAGAGAUACACGAGAUGGAAGGAAGAGUGGAGGAAAAAAUAGAGAGAGCAGAGGAUGAGAGGACACCAGAUAGAGAAGAACUUACACAAAGUACAGAAGACAAACUCCACACAGAAUCAGUAUUAACAAAUAGCAUGGGGGAUGAUGGAGGUCCAAGCAAAGAAAUCAAACUAGAAAACAUAAGGAGGGGAAAGAAUAUGGAUAUGAUAUCACUGGCUGAAAUAACAAGGACUGAAGAUGAUGAAGAGGAAAAACAACAAGAGAUAGAGGCGGCCAGAAAAGUGCAGCAGGGAUCAGUUGAGCGUUUACAGGAGAGAAAGACAUACAUGGAAGCCAAAUCCAUACAAGAAGAUCUCAAGAGUCAGGAAGAGAGUCAGAAGAAAUGUGAAGAGAAAGGAGCAGUGGGAGGAACGUUACCUGAUCCAGAUUUGAGGAUUGUGCUUCUGGGCUCUGCUGGAGCCGGAAAAAGUGCAUCAGGAAACACCAUCCUGGGCAGAGAAGCAUUUGCAAAGAACUUCCCCAAUAAUACUAUAAACUGCAAGAGGGAGGAUGGAAUGGUCAGAGAUAAAACCAUAACUGUGAUUGACACCAAGGGAAUCUCACACCGGGCUGAUCUUUCAUUGUACUGCGAGCUGUUUGAAGAGUGUCUCUCUGCAUCUGCCCCUGGUCCUCAUGUCUUCCUACUUGUAAUUCAUUCUCCCAGGGGUUUAAAUAAUACCAUUUACCCAUUAAUUAGAAAUUCAGGGCGAGAAUUUUGCAGCGUGCUGUAGUCCUGCUUACCCACGGAGAUUCUUGGGGAACGGACCACAAAAUGAUUUUAAAUCAGAGCUGGGACUUAAAGCAACUUGUGAACAGCUGUGCGGGAAUUUAUCAGAUCUUCAACAAUGUGGAGAGAGGAGAAAGUACUCAGG
Colossoma macropomum (tambaqui) is the source of this 1021-nucleotide messenger RNA. Its product is annotated as GTPase IMAP family member 8-like. Gene Ontology annotation, molecular function: GTP binding. The record is from RefSeq and is a predicted model, not a curated record. NCBI's taxonomy places the organism in Eukaryota, Metazoa, Chordata, Actinopteri, Characiformes, Serrasalmidae. Bases 23 to 880 code for a protein of 285 amino acids. The transcript has 2 exons.